Olea europaea var. sylvestris is the source of this 1583-nucleotide messenger RNA. RefSeq lists its product as uncharacterized. The coding region runs from base 209 to 742 and encodes 177 amino acids. Lineage: Eukaryota; Viridiplantae; Streptophyta; Magnoliopsida; Lamiales; Oleaceae. The record is from RefSeq and is a predicted model, not a curated record. The transcript has a single exon.
AUUAUAUUUAUUUAUUGUAGGAGUCAAAAUUUAUUUAAAUUAAUGCAAAUAAUCCUAUAAAUAAAGUCGUGUCUAUCUGGAAGUCUUGUUAUUUUCGGUUUCUAUCUUUUUUUCUCUCUCUCACACACAAAUUUUAUGUUCAUUACAGUUUCACGUCAAUGAUCUUGAAUCUUUGACUACGCCAGAGUCGAUUCAGUAAUUGCCAACUAUGGCAGGGAAGAUCGCGAUAGAGUCGGCUGUGGUGGCGGCGUCUUUGACGCGGAGGCAACCGUUGCUGAUUACGACACCAAAGACGAACGGUGGAAGUAAUCGGAACGAUGAGAACGGCGAUGGUGAUGGGAGUCACCGGGGAAGUAGAAUAGGGGAGACGGCGGGAGAGUGCGCCGCCGUUUGUUGCUGUUGUCCAUGCGCCAUGAUGCACCUCCUGGUCCUCGCGAUAUACAGGCUCCCCAAGAGGCUAUGCAAGAAGGCCUGGAGAGAAAAGAAGGGGAAACAAUUACUCAAAAAGAAGAGGAAAAAUUCGUCGUUGGAGGAAAAGGAAAAUCAACGGAAAAUUAGAACUCGAUCACAUAUGAAUAUGUUUGGAUUCGAUUCCGAUUAUGAUGAUGAACCGACGUCAGACGGUCGAGAUUAUAGGAACAGUGAAAAAAACGAAGCAAUUGAUUGGGAUAAAGAGAUGUGGAAUCGAUUUGAUGAGGCUGGAUUCUGGAGAAGUGCUUCUCAAAGGGCUGAGAAUGAUUAGUCAUUUGUCAAUUUACUUUAUGUGCAGAAACAUCUGAAUUUGGGGCCGUGCGUUAUGAUUUUUAGUUGGGAAAAUUGCAGCAACACUCUCUAACCUUUUAAUUUUUUCGUAGAUUUUACCUUAACUUUCAUUUUGUGUCAAUAGAGAUUUCUAACAUUUUAUAAAUAUGCACCCGAGAUCCAUCUAGGCAAGAAUCGUCCAAAACACCGUCAGUUGAUCGGGAAAAUUAAAAAAUCAAUAUCCAAUAAAAUCGUUCAAAACACAGUCCAAAAAUAUCGUUCAAAAAGGUAUCAACAUUCAAUAAAAUCGUCAUGAUAUUGAUAGUUCAAGGAUUUUUUUCGAUCAACUGAUGGUAUUUUGGACGGUUUCCAUUUAGAUGAAUUUUGUUCAUAUUUAUGAAAUAUUAUGGACUUUCGUUGGCACAAAAUGAAUGUUAAGAUAAAGUUUACAAAAAAUGAAAAUAUUAGGGAUCAUUGCUACAAUUUUCCCUUUUUACUUUUGCUCGUAAGUGAGUUUUUUGAGGCAGUUACCACAAUUGUCUCUUAGAGAAAGUUACGCGAGAGUAGUUUUUUUCUAAAAACUCGUCUAUUUGAAAGAAGCAAUUUCAUAAAAUUAAUCAAACGAAUCCAAAAAUAUCUUUUGUUCUCACAAGUUCAUUGUAACUUUUCAAAAAUCAUGCAAACUAGUUUUUCAUAUAUGAAUUGUGUUACAGGUACAGUUUAUUUCACAACUAUAUGACAGUCCUCUCACGUGGGAAAGUGGGGCUCACGAUUAAAAUAAUAACGGAUCCCACAUUUGUGAGAGGGCUGUCAUGCUAGCUGUACACUUGGCUUUUCCUUCA